Messenger RNA from Chrysoperla carnea, 729 nucleotides. RefSeq names its product myosin-2 essential light chain (gene Mlc-c). The coding region runs from base 85 to 546 and encodes 153 amino acids. Lineage: Eukaryota; Metazoa; Arthropoda; Insecta; Neuroptera; Chrysopidae. Gene Ontology annotation, cellular component: myosin II complex. The record is from RefSeq and is a predicted model, not a curated record. Gene Ontology annotation, molecular function: myosin heavy chain binding; calcium ion binding. The transcript has 2 exons.
UUUCACAAGUGAAUUAGUCGCAUAUUCACUUUACGCAACGUAACAUUUAAUUUUUUUUUGCAACGUUUGCAAAAAUUUUGUAAUAUGUAUUUGUACGAUCAACCUGGUAAAAUUGUGCUAUCAACUGUUGAAGAAUUCCAAGAGGCCUUCCAAUUAUUUGAUUCACGUGGUGAUGGCAAAAUUCAUGUUUCACAAAUUGGUGAUGCUUUACGUGCCCUUGGACAGAAUCCAACCGAGAGUGAAGUAAAAAAAUUCACGCAACAACAUAAACCUGACCAACGUGUGUCUUUUGAAGUGUUCUUACCAAUUUAUCAAGCCAUAUCAAAAUCACGUUCAGCUGAUACCGCCGAUGAUUUUAUUGAAGGUUUACGCCAUUUCGAUAAAGAUGGUAAUGGUUACAUAUCGUCCGCAGAACUCCGUCAUUUAUUAACAACAUUAGGUGAGAAAUUAACAGACGACGAAGUCGAACAAUUAUUACAAGGCCAAGAAGAUUCACAAGGCAAUGUUAAUUAUGAAGAAUUUGUUCGUCUUAUUAUGGCCGGUUAAUUUUUUAUAUUAAUAAUCUUUUUCUUUUCUAAAUAAAGUUAGAGAAUGACAUUUUUGUAAUUUAAUUUUGGGUUUUAAAAGUUAUUUAAUUCUUGCAUUUGAUUUUAAAAUAUUUCUAAAGUUUUUUUGUUGUGCCUUAAAAAGAUGUUUCCAUUCCAAUUUUUUGUAUUUUAUAAUAAUUUA